UGGAUGUAACAGGAGCUGGAAAUGUCUUUUAUUCAUGUGGACGAGAAUUCAGACUUUCCCAUUCAGAAUCUGCCAUACGGGGUUUUUUCCACCAAGGACCAACCCAGGCACAGGAUUGGAGUAGCCAUUGGCAACCAAGUGCUGGAUCUCAGUGCCAUUAAGCACCUGUUUGAUGGACCAAUCCUUUCAAAACAUCCCCAUGUCUUCAACCAGCCAACCCUGAACCAUUUCAUGGGACUAGGCUGGGAAGCCUGGAGGGAAGCCAGAGUGUUUCUCCAAAAGCUGCUCUCUGCCAACGAGCCAACACUGAGAGAUAAUGUGGAAUUACACAAAAGUGCAUUUGUACCUCAGACUUCUGCUGUGAUGCACCUUUUGCUGAAAUCAGUAAGUGGAGACUACACAGAUUUCUAUUCCUCCUGGCAACAUGCUACUAAUGUUGGGAUCAUGUUCAGAGGGAAAGAAAAUGCAUUGAUGCCUAACUGGUUGCACUUACCCAUUGGCUAUCAUGGCCGUGCUUCUUCCAUUGUCGUAUCCAAGACACCGAUUCGGAGGCCGUUGGGGCAGAUGAGGCCUGAUGAUGACCAACCUCCAGUGUUUGGUCCCUGCAGACUUCUGGAUAUCGAGUUAGAAAUGGUGAAACGGACCUGGCAGCCCUACCGCAUGGGCACCACGUUGGGGAACAGCUUUUCCCACUGGUUUGCUUCAGAUGUAUGUGUAUCGGAAGAUGCCUUGACACCAAGCUGGGCUACUUAG
Gekko japonicus is the source of this 753-nucleotide messenger RNA. RefSeq names its product fumarylacetoacetate hydrolase (fumarylacetoacetase) (gene FAH). NCBI's taxonomy places the organism in Eukaryota, Metazoa, Chordata, Lepidosauria, Squamata, Gekkonidae. Gene Ontology annotation, biological process: L-phenylalanine catabolic process; L-tyrosine catabolic process; homogentisate catabolic process. Bases 22 to 753 code for a protein of 243 amino acids. The transcript is spliced from 8 exons. Gene Ontology annotation, molecular function: fumarylacetoacetase activity. The record is from RefSeq and is a predicted model, not a curated record.